UUUUCCCCUUUGAAUUUCUACUCAUGAAAAUUGUCUACAAAAAUGAAGUGUUGGAGCAGUAUUCAAUUGUUGAUGACAUUUGGAGUGUUCCACGUCGUUCUACAGUACCCCAACGGUAUUCAAGUGAAUGCGUUCAAGCCUUACAAACAAGUAAAGUUCUAUCUGUACACUCCUAAAAAUCCGACGACACCUCAACGACUAAAAUUUAAUCACCAGAACACUGUCGAACACUCCAAUUUCGACUCGUCCCUUCCCACCCGGUUCAUAAUCCACGGCUAUCUUUCAGACGGCAAUGCCGAUAUUAACAUCAAAAUUCGUUCCCAGUAUCUCAAGCGUGGCGAUUUCAACGUGAUCGUCGUUGAUUGGGGAGCGGGUUCGAAACAUGCCUAUCCAGUCGUCAGAAGCCGAGUGAAAUCCGUCGGAAAGGUUAUCUCGAAAAUGAUCGACACACUCGUACGAGUUGUUCAGCUAUCGCUCAAUAACUUCAGCCUGAUAGGGCACAGCUUAGGAGCACACAUAGCCGGAGUAGUAGGCAAAUUGCAGAAUGGUCAUAUUGGUACCAUCAUUGGUAUGGAUCCUGCUGGCCCCGGUUUUUUAUUUGGAAAUUCUGAUACUCUGAACGCGAAUUGUGCUGAAUACGUAGAAGCUAUCCACACCAGCUCAGUUUUCGGACACCCUGAUAUUCUGGGUGAUGCGGACUUUUUCGUGAAUGGAGGAGAGUAUCAGCCCGGCUGUUUGCUCCCUGCGUAUUGUUCUCAUAUGAGGGUAAUUGAUUUGUUUACAGAGUCCAUAACGAGCCGCAAGGGCUUCUGGGGAAGAAGAUAUAGAUUAUUGGAUCAUAUGAGAGCUAGGAGUUCUCCUGUUGGGGCAGCCGCUCGAAUGGGCGGCGAACCGUCAAAUCAAGGGCUGGGGGUUAGAGGUAUAUUUCAUGUCGAAACCAGAAGUUCCUCUCCUUUUGCUUUGGGUAAAGCAAAGAGUUAGGGCAGCAAGAGCAAUGUUAAGCCGUAAUAUCGAGACGAGAGCGCGGUAGCGAAAGGUUGUUUUGAAGUGACCAUUGUCUUGAGAAGAUUUCAAGAUUGAAGGUGGAAAA
This is a messenger RNA of Topomyia yanbarensis, 1090 nucleotides long. RefSeq names its product inactive pancreatic lipase-related protein 1-like. The coding region runs from base 43 to 981 and encodes 312 amino acids. Gene Ontology annotation, molecular function: lipase activity. The record is from RefSeq and is a predicted model, not a curated record. Lineage: Eukaryota; Metazoa; Arthropoda; Insecta; Diptera; Culicidae. The transcript is spliced from 2 exons. Gene Ontology annotation, biological process: lipid metabolic process.